AACAAAAUCAUAAACUGCACUUAUUACCUGUUGUGUUUGUAGACUUUGCAAUGAUGAUGUCACUCCAAAUAACUCCGCCCACUUUCAUUAUUCUUCUCAUUGUUAAUGGAGUUGGAGCUCAGGAUUGGGGUGUGACUUACAGACCUAAAUCUAUCUGUGCUCUAAAGGGGUCUACAGUGAUCAUGGACUGUGAUUAUUCAUAUGCAGCGGGUCACACAGUUAAAAAGACUUUCUGGACAAAAUCCCUGCCACCAGCUGCAGGUGUAGAACCUCCUGAUCUGUUAGAUGAUCCAGAGUACAGAGACAGGGUUCAGAAUAAAUCCUGCAGACUCAGCCUGAGAGAUGUGAGAGAAAGCGACCAGAGUAAAUACUACUUCAGAUUUAUAACAGAUAAAGAAGGAGGAAAGUAUACGGGUACAGAUGGAGUGUAUCUUUCAGUAACAGAUCUGAAGGUGGAGGUUCCUGAGGAAGUGAUGGAGGGAGAUGAAGUCACUCUCACAUGUAAAUCAAUCUUCACUCUGACUUCCACAACUACAUUCACCUGGUACAGAAAUGGAGCUGCUUUAUCCUCCAGAACUGAACAGCUCUACCUGCAGCCGGUCAGCAGGGAGAAUGCAGGCAGGUAUAGCUGUGGUGUACUGGAUCAGAAACUUCACUCUCCUGAGGUCACUCUUAGUGUCAGAUAUCCUCCAAAGAGCGUCUCAGUGUCCAUCAGUCCCUCUGGUAAAAUAGUAGAGGGCAGUUCAGUGACUCUGACCUGCAGCAGUGAUGGAAACCCACCUGUGGAAUAUACCUGGUAUAAAGGAUCAUCAUUAGUAGCAACAGGAAAGACCUUCCCACUGAAGAAGAUCAGCUCUGUGAACAGUGGAGAAUACAAGUGUAGAUCCAGUAAUAAAUAUGGAGAGAAAUACUCUGAUACUGUAACUCUGAAUGUUCUGUAUCCUCCAAAGAGCAUCUCAGUGUCCAUCAGUCCCUCUGGUGAAAUAGUGGAGGGCAGUUCAAUGACUCUGACCUGCAGCAGUGAUGGAAACCCACCUGUGGAAUAUACCUGGUAUAAAGGAUCAUCAUCAGUAGCAACAGGAAAGACCUUCACACUGAACAAGAUCAGCUCUGUGAACAGUGGAGAAUACAAGUGUAGAUCCAGUAAUAAACAUGGAGAGAAAUACUCUGAUACUGUAACUCUGAAUGUUCUGUGUCCUCCAAAAAGUGUCUCAGUGUCCAUCAGUCCCUCUGGUGAAAUAGUGGAGGGCAGUUCAGUAACUCUGACCUGCAGCAGUGAUGGAAACCCACCUGUGGAAUAUACCUGGUAUAAAGGAUCAUCAUCAGUAGCAACAGGAAAGACCUUCACACUGAACAAGAUCAGCUCUGUGAACAGUGGAGAAUACAAGUGUAGAUCCAGUAAUAAACAUGGAGAGAAAUACUCUGAUACUGUAACUCUGAAUGUUCUGUAUCCUCCAAAGAGCGUCUCAGUGUCCAUCAGUCCCUCUGGUAAAAUAGUGGAGGGCAGUUCAGUGACUCUGACCUGCAGCAGUGAUGGAAACCCACCUGUACAGAAAUACACCUGGUUUAAGAAGGUGGAUAAAGACGUUCAGCAGAAAUGGACCGGUCAGAUCUACAGCAUCAAAAACAUCAGAUCUGCAGACAGUGGAGAAUAUCAGUGCAUGGCAACCAACACACAAGGGUCUCGAUCAUCAGAGUACAAGUCAUUAACUGUCCUAUGUAAGUUCUUGUUCUUUGUUUAUAAUGUUUAAAUUAUAUAAUUUUAUCUCUGUAUGUUAAGAUGCUGUAAUUUUUUUUCUAGAUCCUCCAAAGAGCGUCUCAGUGUCCAUCAGUCCCUCUGGUAAAAUAGUGGAGGGCAGUUCAGUGACUCUGACCUGCAGCAGUGAUGGAAACCCACCUGUACAGAAAUACACCUGGUUUAAGAAGGUGGAUAAAGACGUUCAGCAGAAAUGGACCGGUCAGAUCUACAGCAUCAAAAACAUCAGAUCUGCAGACAGUGGAGAAUAUCAGUGCAUGGCAACCAACA
Messenger RNA from Astyanax mexicanus (Mexican tetra), 2026 nucleotides. RefSeq names its product B-cell receptor CD22-like. The transcript has 7 exons. The coding region runs from base 51 to 1751 and encodes 566 amino acids. The record is from RefSeq and is a predicted model, not a curated record. NCBI's taxonomy places the organism in Eukaryota, Metazoa, Chordata, Actinopteri, Characiformes, Acestrorhamphidae.